Hippocampus comes (tiger tail seahorse) is the source of this 1845-nucleotide messenger RNA. RefSeq names its product purinergic receptor P2X, ligand-gated ion channel, 3a (gene p2rx3a). The transcript is spliced from 12 exons. Gene Ontology annotation, cellular component: plasma membrane. Bases 152 to 1420 code for a protein of 422 amino acids. Gene Ontology annotation, molecular function: extracellularly ATP-gated monoatomic cation channel activity; purinergic nucleotide receptor activity; ATP binding. The record is from RefSeq and is a predicted model, not a curated record. Lineage: Eukaryota; Metazoa; Chordata; Actinopteri; Syngnathiformes; Syngnathidae. Gene Ontology annotation, biological process: calcium ion transmembrane transport; response to ATP.
GGAGGUCCAGCAAUGGAGUGGCAGAAGUAGAGGGACAACCAUCAGCCACAUCUUCAAUAAAUCUCAGCUGAGCCUGGGUCAGUGUUGAACGUAAGCAAGCCGCAUCUUUUCCAUAGAAAUCCUCCACUGAGAAAUAUUGCUGGCUUCGGGCAUGACCGCCAUGGUGUGGGGCUGGGUCACGGACUUCUUCACCUACGAGACCACCAAAUCUGUGGUGGUCAAGAGCUGGUCGGUGGGCAUCAUCAACAGGAUCGUGCAAGUCUUCAUCAUCGCCUAUUUUGUCGGCUGGGUGUUCAUCCACGAGAAAGCCUACCAAGUGUUUGACACCGGCAUAGAGUCAUCCGUCAUGACUAAAGUGAAAGGUUUCGGCUACCAUCAAAACCACCUCAUGGAUGUGGCUGAUUACGUCUUCCCCCAACAGGGUGCAGCCGUGUUCUGCAUCAUGACGAAACUCAUCAUCACUGAGAAUCAAUUCCAAGGAAAAUGUGGAGAGAAUGGGGAGAAGUAUAGCUGUAAGACAGAUGACGACUGCGAGCAGCAUAUUGGUUCCAUCCUUACAAACGGGAGGAUUACUGGUCUUUGUCUUCACGGGGGGAACGAGUCCGAAGGUCAGUGUGAGGUGGAAGGAUGGUGUCCGGUCGAGAACGACACCAUCGUGAUUGAACCCAUGUUCGACGCGGAAAACUUUACUAUCUUCAUCAAGAACAGCAUCCGCUUCCCCCUCUUCAACAUCACCAGAGGAAACUUUCCAUCCUCCAUGACGUCUGAGGAGAUAAAGAAGUGUAAAUACAACCCUGAAACCAACCCCUUCUGCCCCAUCUUUCGAGUGGGCGACAUCCUGAAAUACACUGGACAGAAUGUGGCCGGCCUGGCUACAAAGGGUGGUGAAAUCGGAAUAAACAUUGAGUGGAAGUGUAAUCUAGACCUAGACAUUGAAUAUUGUGUACCCAAGUACUCCUUCACCCGACUGGAUGCUCCUUUCGCCAAGAACGCCGUCUCCAAGGGGUUCAACUUCAGGUUUGCCAAAUAUUUUAAGAUGCAGAACGGUACUGAAUAUCGGACGCUCCACAAAGCUUUCGCCAUCCGCUUUGAUGUCAUGGUCACCGGCAAAGCAGGAAAGUUUGACACGAUCCCAACAUUAAUCAACCUGGUCGCUGCCUUCACUUCUAUUGGACUUGGUACAGUUCUUUGUGACAUCAUCCUCCUGAACUUCCUGAAAGGAGCAGAGCAAUACAAAGCCAAGAAAUUUGAAGAGGUGUCAGAGGCUCAGAUAGAGGCUCAGAUAGAGGCUCAGAUAGAGGCUCAGAUAGACGCGUCCCUCGCUCCGAGCCCGAGCAGCCAGAUGUCCAUCAAAGAAGUUAUGAAGAGCUCGUGCGACUCUGGAGCCCAUUCUCUAGCCACUGCUGACCAACCUGUGUGACACGGAGAUGAUCGAACGGAACCUCUUGCUGUUCCCACCAAUCAUUAAGCUUUUUCUGACUGUGGAUUCUGCAGUUUUUGUUCAAUAAGCUUAAGGAAUUGUGUAAAGACGGACUGCACUGCAGAGCAACUUCAUGGAGUAUUUAUGAUAAGCAAAUCUAGAAGUAAACAUUGAAGAGCGACGGCCGCAGGAUUAUGCCCUUUGGUUGAGCCUCGUUAGCCUUGUGUCUAGCCAUGAAACUCAGAGUGGAAACAUUAAUUCAUAUUUAAAUCUUUUUUUUUUUUUAAUCGUUGACUCACAAGAUAAACGAAGAAGAACAAAAUCAUACACAUUAAUUUUCACCCACCCAUUUUUUAACCCACCACCUGAAACACACCACAAUUCUAAAACAAAACCUCUGCUCACUGCAACCCUCAAAAUCGGUA